Molecule: messenger RNA, 8253 nt
Organism: Gadus macrocephalus (Pacific cod)
Lineage: Eukaryota; Metazoa; Chordata; Actinopteri; Gadiformes; Gadidae
Gene: ppp1r3aa
Product: protein phosphatase 1, regulatory subunit 3Aa
Exons: 5
Coding region: 448-7227 (2259 amino acids)
Biological process (GO): regulation of glycogen biosynthetic process
Cellular component (GO): protein phosphatase type 1 complex
Molecular function (GO): glycogen binding; protein phosphatase 1 binding
Source: RefSeq, a predicted model, not a curated record
GGCUGAGAGAGAGAGAGAGAGAGAGAGAGAGAGAGAGAGAGAGAGAGAGAGAGAGAGAGAGAGAGAGAGAGAGAGAGAGAGAGAGAGAGAGAGAGAGAGAGAGCGAGAGAGAGGGAGAGAGAGAGAGAGAGAGAGAGAGAGAGUUGUAUAGACGACCAUGAGUGGCUGACAUUAUUGAGGAUUAAGAGUUUCUGAUUGAAUUAAACGAUUAUUUUAGUGAAUAUAGACGUCAUUGUAACAUGUAAUAACAAUCAUCAUUUCAUAGCAGCGUCGCUGACAUCGACCUUGCUGUUUGUUACUGGACAGACAAGAAAAAGGACUAUAAAAUAUGGAACUACUGACACGGAGAGGAGGCCACUUUGCUCCCUGCACCCGGCCCAGACAGACAGACACUAGGACAGAUCCCUUUCGGCCUACCCUUAAACUGUGGCUUCAGCCGGAGCCUCCAUGGUGUCCCUGCCCACCCAGAGCUGGGAGAAGGAGAGGGGGGUGAUGGAGGGAGAGGAGGGGGACGAAGUGGAGGAAGAGGAGGAGGUAAAAGAAGAAAGGGUGGCGGAGGAGGAGAACAGUGGGGAGGCCUCCGUCGCCACCGACGACUCGGAACCGGAAUGGGAACCGGACCUCCAGUCGCGGGUCCGACGGAAGGUGUCCUUCGCGGACGCCUUCGGCCUGGACCUGGUGUCCGUCAAGGAGUUUGACGCCGCCCCCGACCUACCCCAGGCUCGGGUCGACGUCGACGGGCCCCCGAGCGGGAAGACCCCCGCCCCCGGGGGCCCGCCCCAGGCCCGGGCCGACAGCCACCUCUCCUGCCUGUUCUCGGUGCCCUCCAGCCCGGAGGAGCUCCGGCGGCGGCUGUGGGAGCAGAAGGUGGAGCUGGAGAGCAUCGAGCUGCUGCCCGGCACCUCCACCCUGCGCGGGGUGGUCCGGGUGGAGAACCUCUGCUACUGCAAGGCCGUGUACGUGCGGGUCACCCCCGACGGCUGGAGGAGCCACUUUGAGCUGCCGGCGGCAUACGUCCCGGGCUCCAGCGACCGCGAGACCGACCGCUUCACCUUCGUCUACGCCCUGGAGGCCCCGGUGCAGGGGGCGGCCGGCACCAGGAUGGAGUUCUGUCUGCGCUACGAGACCGAGAGGGCCACGUUCUGGGCCAACAACCGGGGGCUGAACUACGUCCUGUUCUGUCACCAGAAGGCCCACAGAGAGAUCCCUGGAAAUGAGAGGGAGACGGAGGAGUGCCACCUCCUGCAGCACCUCCACAAGCACCAGAGAGCUGGCCAGAGGAGCUGCCUCAAGGCUAACAGGAGGGGUGAUGCUGAAGACCAAACCUGUGAGGUCACUGACAAAGCAACAACUACAGUUUCAGAAGACCAAAUACCACAAAAAGCAGAGACGGCUGGCAGAAAGAAAACGGACACCACGGAGACACUCCAAGAGAACGACCUUCUGAUUGACAGAGUGCGAAGCAGACGCAAGGCCGCGCGACUGUCCCGCGUGAAAGACUCACUGCAGAACUCACAAGCCCCCCCCGCUGGUCCUCAUCAGAACCAUCACCACCCCACACCCGUUCUGGGAGCAACCUCAGACGGUUCCACCGUGGUACCUCCUCGCCCGAAACAGCCCGCCAAGGGCCCCAAGGCCUUACCCACUUACCACCAGAUACCUCUGCUGACCCUGGACUGGACGAGCGACAACCCACAGGUCUGGCCUACCAAGGAGAUGGAGGAACUCUGGAGGGGGGUAAAGACCCAGAACGUUGAGUCAACACCCUCAACGGAGGGGGGAACACCGUCCAAAGGUGAUCCGAAGAAGGCCUUCAUCGAUGCCAAAGUCGAAUGGCGCGCCGAGGAAGGUACGCCGUCCGUGUGUGACAUUUGGCAGAGCUUCAUCGACGGCGGCGAUCACAGCGAUCACUCCGGCGUUCCGGAAUCCGUGUGGUUGCAGAAGGCCACGUCGAUGUCCCCCUCGGAACAGCGAGUGGUGGACCCCGGAACGCCGAGCACACCGGCUGCAACCCUGUCGCCUCAAACGCCCCCGGACAUGCCCCACCGUACAACGACACCCUCCACCAUCUCCAAGGGGCUGCCGGUGUCGGAGUCACGCGCUGACGGUCCGGACCGGCACGCCAACUCCCAGGAGAGGCGGCCAGCAGCGCGGGCGUGGGUCGGAUCUCGUGACAUGACACUGAGGCCAGAGGGGAGCUCCGUGACGGAAACUCCUGAGGAAGAGGUGCCAAGCAGGGCAGGAACAGCCUCCACAACAGCUGAGGACGACAACGAAGGCUCAGAGGAUGGCUUAGGGACUCGGCAGCCCGAGCAUGUCCUGCCGGACACGGGAGGCACCGAAGGCGUAAGAGAACAAAAAGGAGGAGGAGGAGGAGGAGAUGGAGGAGUGAGAGAGCCGCUCAGAGACUCUACGGGCGACAGGAUAACGAGCUCUGGGGAGAGGGGGACAACAGAGAUGACAGCGGCGGCGGUGUCUCAGAAUGCCAGCGCCUGUGAUAGGAUCUCACGGGGAGCGGCGCCCGGCGAGGGUCUUUCUCAAAGCGGCGGGGAAGGGGAGGAAGAACAAGGGGUUAGCGGUAUCAUACGCAACUCGGAAUACGACUCGCUGGCAUUUAGGGAGGCAUUCAAAGGACAGGGGACAAAGGACCGCACGGGUUCGGUGUUGUCCCCAUUCAGACGAAGAGGAAGCGCAGGAGGAGGGAGCGCUGGAGGAGGAGGAGGUGAUGGAGGAGGAGGUGGAGGAGGAGAGGAGGAAGUGAGGCUCACAAUGCCCGACACAGAAGGAAAAGGAUAUACAGGGGAGGAGAUAUUUAGGCCACGGGACACGGUGAAUACUGAACGCUCCCAGAGGGAAGCGGGUGAUAAGGAUUGUGAGGGAUUCAGGCCAAAUAAAGAGAGCGGAACGGCAUUGAAACACAAAGGAACACAGCAUGGAGAAGCAGCGCCGCACACGGAUGCAUUUGAGGUGGAUGAGUCGAGGGCGCGUGAUACAAAAUCAACACAAAGCCACGUGAAUGCGAAGCCUUUAGACCAUGACAUGUCAGCACUCUGUGACACCAGAACAAACGGCACGUUCCACCGAAAAGAGGGAAAGGUGGUCGGUGUACAACAUGGAACGAGUAACGACGUUGCUUUGAGGCACAAGUGUGUUGAAGUGGAUCUCAACCGAGAGGUCAAAGAAGAUUCACCGCCAAACAAUGAAAACUCUCUCCAACCAGACUCAUUUGAAACAGAUCUGGGGAUGGAAGCCAAGGACCUCACAUUGUUGUAUUCGCAACCACCUGACCACCGGUUAGACCCGAUUACACAAGAUAAAGAGCAACGCAUUCCGUGUGAGAACCCAGGCAUGGAGGCGUUGACCAAGGACCUGAUCUCCACUGAACUGAGGCUAUCAACCUCAAGUCCAACAGAGGGAGGAGCUAGAGAGAACAACAACGCAAAACUCUCGCCCCUCAAACAGGAAUCGUGUGACACAAAAUCUACACAAUGCCAUGUGAAUGCGAAUGACAUGUCAUCGCUCUGUGACACCACGGCAGAGGACACGUUCGGGAGAAAAGGGAGAAAGGUGGACGGUGUACAACAUGGAACGAGUAACGACGGUACUUUGAGACAGAAGUGUGUUGAAGCGGAUCUCAACCGAGAGGUCAAAGAAGGAAGCGAUUCACCGCCAAACAAUGGAAACUCUCUCCAACCAGACUCAUUGGAAGCAGAUCUGAUGGAAGCGAAGCACCACACGUUGAUGUAUUCAGAAGCACCAGAAUACCGGUUAGACCCGAGGGAGAAAGAUAAAGAGCCACAAGUUCACAGUGCGGUGGAGAACUCAGUUCAGGAGGUGAUGACCAAGGAUCCGACCUCCGGUGAACCGGGGUCAUUAAGGUCAAGUCCAACAGAGGAAGGAGCUAGAGAGAACAGCGACGCAAAACUAUCAGCCCUCAAACAGGAGUCGGGUCGAGUGAUGGACACGGAUAACAUACCGAUGAAAUGCACACCAGUGCAAAUGCAAGGAGAGGUUUUGAGCGACAAGCCCUCAUUAAAUGGUCUUGAAGUUGAAACGGCUACAAAAAAAUAUGAGGGGGAAGGCCUAAAAAUCAAGCUCGUUCAGACGGACGAUCAUAAACCCGGCCCCUCAUACGCAUUAAAAACCAAAGGAACACAUCAUGGAGAAGCAGCGCCACAAACGGAUGCAUUUGAGGUGGAUGAGUCGAGGGCGCAUGAUACAAAAUCAACACAAAGCCACGUGAAUGCGAAGCCUUUAGACCAUGACAUGUCAGCACUCUGUGACACCACAGCAGAGGACACGUUCCAGAGAGAAGAGCGGAAGGUGGACGGUGUACAACAUGGAACGAGUAAUGACGGUGCUUUGAGGCAGAAGUCUGUCGAAGUGGAUCUUAACCAAGAGGUCAAAGAAGGAAGAGAUUCACCGCCAAACAAUGAAAACUCUCUCCUACCAGACUCAUUGGGAACAGAUCUGGGGAAGGAAACCAAGGACCUCACGUUGAUGUAUUCAGAAGCACCUGACCACCGGUUAGACCCGAUUGUGCAAGAUAAAGAGCAACACAUUCAGAGUGAGAGCCCAGGCAUGGAGGUGUUGACCAAGGACCUGAUCUCCACUGAACCAGAGCUAUCAACCUCAAGUAGAACAGAAAAAGGAGCUAGAGAGAAUAACAACACAAAACUAUCGCCCCUCAAACAGGAGUCGUGUGGGGUUAUAGACACAGAUAACACACUGAUAAAAUACACAUCAGUGCAAACACAGCCAGAGGUUUUGAGCGACAAACCAUCAUUAAAAGGUCUUGAAGAUGAAACAGGCACAGGAAGAGACGUUGGGGAUGGCGAAGGAAUCAAACAGUUUCAGACGGACGAUCACAGAACCGGCCCCUCACACGCAUCAAAACACAAAGGAACACAUCAUGGAGAAGCAGCGCCGCACACAGAUACAUUUGAGGUGGAUGAGUCGAGAGCGUGUGAUACAAAAUCAACACAAAGCCACGUGAAUGCGAAUGACAUGUCAUCGCUCUGUGACACCACAGCAGAGGACACGUUCCAGAGAAAAGGGAGAAAGGUGGACGGUGUACAACAUGGAACGAGUAACGACGGUGCUUUGAGGCAGAAGUGUGUUGAAGUGGAUCUUAACCAAGAGGUCAAAGAAGGAAGAGAUUCACCGCCAAACAAUGAAAACUCUCUCAAACCAGACUCAUUGGAAACAGAUCUGGGGAAGGAAACCAAGGACCUCACGUUGAUGUAUUCAGAAGCACCUGACCACCGGUUAGACCCGAUUGCGCAAGAUAAAGAGCAACGCAUUCAGGGUGAGAACCCAGGCCAGGGGGUGUUGACCAAGGACCUGAUCUCCAUUGAACCUGGGCUAUCAACCUCAAGUCCAACGGAGGAAGGAGCUAGAGAGAAUAACGACACAAAACUAUUGCCCCUCAAAAAGGAAUCGUGUGGGGUAAUAGACACAGAUAACACACUGAUAAAAUACACAUCAGUGCAAACACAAGGAGAGGUUUCUAGCGACAUCCCUUCAUUAAAAGGUCUUGAAGUUGACACGGCUACAAAAAGAGAUGAGGGGGAGGGCCUACAAAUCAAACUGUUUCAAUCUGUUUCAAACUGUUCCAAAGAAGGAAGAUAUUCACUGCCAAACAAUGAAAACUCUCUCCUACCAGACUCAUUGGAAACAGAUCUGGGGAAGGAAACCAAGGACCUCACGUUGAUGUAUUCAGAAGCACCUGACCACCGGUUAGACCCGAUUGCGCAAGAUAAAGAGCAACACAUUCAGAGUGAGAACCCAGGCCAGGGGGUGUUGACCAAGGACCUGAUCUCCACUGAACUGAGGCCAUCAACGUCAAGUUCAACAGAGGAAGGAGCUAGGGAGAAAAACGAAAUUAAACUAUCGCCCCUGAGACAGGAGUCUGUUGGAGUAAUGGACACAGAUAGCACACGGAUAAAAUGCACAUCAGCGGAAACACAAGGAGUUGUUCUGAGUGACAAGCCUUCAUUAAAAGGUCUUGAAGGUGAAACUGGUACGAGAAGAGACGAUCACCAACCCAGACACUCAAACGCAACGGACUCAAAGUGUAAGAAAUUGGCUGAUAUAUAUCUAAAGAGCGAGGAAAGGGACAAUCGCGCGGUCGGUGGCAUCACACCACCCGAUGACAUUUUCCAGGAGACGCCGGCGACGACGAGUGGCGUUCCGAGGGAUCCUCGACCACCACCUGAGACCUCGGAAGUUGACGUGGGGGACGGAGAUGGGGAGCGAGGGACGGAAGAGGGGCAAACGGAGGAUAUCACGGAGGGGAGUCAGACGGAGAAGGAUCAAACACCUGAGGAACGGAAGCGACGAAAGGUGUCGCUCCGAGCGGAUGGCCCUUCACCAGAGGAAUUCAAGGGGGGGAUAGAAGACGCUGUAAUCGCAGGGGAUAGAGUGUCGUUUGAGUGCAUGAUAGCGCCAGGUGAGGAGAUUGGCACUGUCGCAGGUGGAAUUGUUGAGGAGUCAGAUAAAGGAGUUUCAGAGGAGGUGUUAAAUUGGAAAGGUGUCAUGGGUGGCUCAGGAGACAUGAAGGGAGUAAGUGGUGGCGCAUCGCAAGGCGUCACGGCGGAGAAACAGAUCCCUGAUGUCUUUUCCGCCACGAAUUUGCCAGAAGAUUCAAAAUUGCCGGCAACUUCCUCUCAAGGCAUCAUGCAAGAUUUGGUCACUGACGAGGAUAGUGGUGACCUUGUUAACAUCGUAGACACAGUUGGUUUCAAUGAAUCACAGAGAGAUCUCAAUUCACAGGAUUAUUCCAAGCAACACCUUCACCAAAUAGCCAUCAUAGAAAAUAAUGAACCCCACAUGACACAGAGCCGACUGCCCGCAGCCAAAACAACACAUAUUUCCCAGUCCUCCGAUCCAACUCUGAACUUUAUGCCGAAGGACAAUGGAUUAAUCACUGAACAGCGUGUAUCACCACGGUUACGUCAGACCCAACAGCGCUCCAUGAAGAAGAAUCUGGAAACCGUCAACAAGGACGGGGCAGACUCUGACCAGGAGCCAUGUCACCAAUUAGACGAUCAAACAGUUGUGCAGCCAAAAAAGUUCAACCAAUCAACAGCUCAAUUUCAGGACAGAGUCAAUUCUUCCCCGCAGAAGAGAUGGUGUACCGCCUUUCGCGGCCCACGCGUGACAAUAACUUUGGUUUGCGCCAUUCUGUUCACAUUAUUCUUCCUUUAUGGGCCGCAUUUGGCUUAGCAGACAGAGUGGGAUGACUUGUAACCAGAAGGUUGCCAGUUCGAUCCCUAGUCCCUCCUAGCUGAGCGUCGAGGUGUCCCUGAGCAAGACACCUCACCCUGACCGCACCCGAUGAGCUGGCUGUCUCCUUGUCCGGCUGAAUCCGCCAUCGGUGGGUGAAUGUGUGCAUGAAUGGGUGAAUGUAAGGCGAUAUUGUAAAGCGCUUUGAGUGGCCACCGGUUGAAAAGCCCUCUAUGAAUGCAGUCCAUUUAUCAUUUAUGGUUUCCAAAAAUGCGCUGCUCUGUAUAUACUUUCCUUGUGCUUAUUUUUAUUUGUGCUUAUUGCUUUCAGUGGAGGAGGCAGGAUGCAUUGGGUUGAAAGGGAAUGUGUGACAGACUUAGGAGUGUCUGUUUCUUUGUGUGUGUGGCAUGUUAGAUUGACUGUUCACUUUAACCUGCACAGAGUAUAUUUUGUUGUUGACAGAUGAUUGUGCCAUUUUUUUAUUUCAAUGAAACCGUAUGAAAGAAAAUUUCCAUAGGUCUUUAUACAGGGGUUUCAAAAGUCUCAGUGCACGUUUUGCCUUGCUCAAAGUUUGUUCUAUAAAACUGGGUGGUCACAAGUAGUUAUCUUGCACAUGUAAAUCAAAUGUAUACAAUCCAUAGGCAUUGUAUGCAAUGCGAUUAUUUUUAGGUUGCGGCAGAUGUAUGCACGAGUGAAUUGGUUUUCAUUCAGUGAGAACCAGCUGAGCAAUACGAAAACAUAUUGAUAAUCAUUUCAUGUUGAGUAUUUGUUUUUGAUGUUGUGAUACAUGUAUGAUAGGUUUCCUUUUACGCGUCGAAUGUUUGCGAGUUGUCUGAGUGAUGUUUUGUAAAGCAAAGUUAAGUAGUGUGUUAUGAAAGUGCGUUAUGUAUUUGUUAUGGGUCCAAUAUAACAUCUGGUAACUCACCAAAAGGGAAAAGUGGCCAUGUAAUAUAUUGAGAUAAUGGUGUUUUUUGGUGCUGUUCUGGCUUUUCCUUUAUUAAAUGAGCACAACUCUCACAGACUGCA